Messenger RNA from Papilio machaon (common yellow swallowtail), 3118 nucleotides. RefSeq names its product coiled-coil domain-containing protein 186 (gene Golgin104). Gene Ontology annotation, cellular component: trans-Golgi network. The transcript is spliced from 15 exons. Gene Ontology annotation, biological process: vesicle cytoskeletal trafficking. Lineage: Eukaryota; Metazoa; Arthropoda; Insecta; Lepidoptera; Papilionidae. Gene Ontology annotation, molecular function: small GTPase binding. The record is from RefSeq and is a predicted model, not a curated record. The coding region runs from base 76 to 2982 and encodes 968 amino acids.
UUAGUAAAUUAUAUUCUAAUGGCUGUUUUGAAAACCACAAAAAAAUAUAUUUCUUAGGAAACAUUAUUCAUGUAAAUGACAGCAAUGUCCAAAGAAAACGACCAAAAUUCUGAACAUAUCGAUAGUGUCGACGUCGACGGAUUAGAAAAGGAGUGCGUUACAAAAAGUGAUCAAAACAGCGAUUCUGGUGUCGAUACUGGAGAACUGAGUUCCGCUACGGCAAAUGCGUCUUCUGAUUCGGAUGUCUCUCCCCUUAAAAAUUCAGAUAAACCCCUAUCUGAAGACGAAAUUAGCAAAAAUGAGGACUCUAUCGAAAAUGAAAGUUCCCUCACUCCAGCCUCUAUAUCUCCUAUCGAACCAAUUGAAAACGUGAGUUCAGAUGAUCCGUUAGCCAAUGAAACUGCCGAAAAUAUUCUCAUAACAAAUAAAAAUGAUUUUGAAAGAGAUGAACAGAAAUCUAGCAAUCAUUCAGAAAUAGGUACUUCACAUAUUCCUGAACAUGAUCAACUAGAAGUUUCUAUGUAUACGCAAACAGAUUUAGAUAAUGUCAAUAGAAAUUUAACAAUGUCAACUGUUAGCUUAAAUGAGCCUAUUAAAAACUUAGAAAAUAGUAUAAUAUGUAAAUCACCUUAUAGUAAAAGUGCAGAAAAUAUAUCCAAUUUAGAAGAACCACAGGCUAACAGUUUAAAUUCCAGUACAAACACUAUAAACACUGAUGAAAUUUUAUCCGAAUUUGCUAAUCAAAAAUCUAAAAUUAGCGCCACACAAAAGAUAAUACCUGAAAAUCAACAAGACACAAAACAUAGUCGACUACCAAAGGAAAUUUUAUCCCAAGAUUUGGGUAGUAUUGUUAAAAAUGUCCAUGGAAUCUUUUGGUCAGUUGGUGGCAACAUAAAAAAUGCGUACACUCAAAGAGUGUCUGCCCAGAAGGUUCCCGUUAAGAAUUUAAAACCAAUACUAAACGGUAAAGUUAUGAAUGACAUAUUUGAAAAUACAAUUGACAAUCAAAUACCAAAUUCUGACAAAAAUAUAGUCACAAAAGAGAUCAAAUCAACUCCAGAGCCAAAAGUUGAUGUGAAUGGAGACUGUGAUGACAUGAAAAAAGAUGUAUUAAAGCUGCAAAUUGAAUCUUUGGAAAGAAUGCUUUCGGAACAGCGUAAAGAAAAUGUGAUGCUGAGGGAGAGAGUUAAACAGCAUGUUGAUGAACUGAAUAUAAAAGAUCAGACAUUUAAAGAAUUAGAAGCUAAACUUGAUGUGAUGGGUAAGAAAGUGGAACAGGCUCAGCGGGACGCGGAUGCUGCAGUGAUGAAGUACGCGGGAGCGGAGUGCGCAGCUAUUGAGGGUCGUCGUGCAGCUGAGGCGGCUAAACGAGCUCAGCAAGCAGCGGUGACCGAGUGCGAACUGCUCGCCGGCAAACUGAAGAGUGCGCAUUCUGAGAAGCAAAGGAUAUGUCAGUUGUAUGAUGAUAAGUGCCAUGAACUACAAAACAGUGAAAGAGAGACGGCAAAAUUACGUGAAGAUAUAAAAGAGUUGGAAGGCAGAUUGAAAUGGACACAGAGCAAACUGCGCAUGGAAAUGGACGCUUAUAAGGAGAGUUCGGAGCGCGCAGAGAAACUGUCUCAGCAGGUGACAGAGUUAGAAGCGGCUAAAGAGGCGGCUGCAGCCGGCGCUACUGACUCCGCCAGGGCUAAAGUAUUAGAAUGUGAACUAAAGGAAAGUCAGGCCGCGUUAAUAUUGUGCCGACACGAGCGAGAUGAACUUGAGAGGAAGUUGACUGCAGUCACACAGCAGCUGGACACGUGUAAGAGAGAUAGAGACGACGCGACUGCAGCUCUCUCUAUUGCUACCGAUGAAGUGGAUCGUCUCCGAGUGCACAAUGCUCGGCUGGAGCAGGAGGCGGCCGAGCUGGCGGCGCUGAGGGCGCAGGCCGCGCUGGCUGACACGCUCAGCUCGCAGCUGCAGAGGGAAACAGAACGCGCGUCACAAGCCGAAGAGGCGUUAAGUCGUGAGCGCGCACGCGCAGAGACGUGCGCGCGACGCGAGGCGGCCGCGCUCGAGCACGCCGCGCGCCUCACUGCGCAGCACGUCGCGCAACGCGCGCGCACCUCCGAACACGAGGCCAAGGCUCAGGCGUUGUCCGCUGACAAUGUGUCAUUACGCGAACGCGCUGAAGCUUUAGAGGCGGAGGUGGAGAAACUUCGCAGUGCAUUAUCUGAGGAGGAAGAGAGAAGACAGCGGGAGAAUAGAGUGCUGGCGAGGAAGGUGGCGGAGUUGACGGAGGAAGUGGCAGAUGUGAGCAAGAGACUUGAGUGGGAGAAGGGAGAGAACGGCGUGUUAAAGAAGAAACAUUCCAGUGCCAUAAAGGAAUUGAAUCGUGAACUGCAAAGAGCAUUGAAACGCAGCGAGCAACUUGAAGCCAGAUUGCAGAACGACGCCGCCUCCAACAGAACUGGUUCCGUAACUUCAUUAAGCAGCGGUGAAGGUGCGCAAAGUGAAGAGCGCACGCAAAAUGGUUUGCCUGAAUCUAUUCCUGAUGUACAGACACGAGAGCCGGAACGUCAAGCGCUGAUAGAGCGCAUAGUGUCGCUGCAGCGCGCGGCCGCGAGACGCGCCGAGCGCUGCGACUUCCUGGAGGAGCACUCGCGACAGCUCACAGCUGAGCUGCGCGGCAAGGCGCGUCUGCUGCGACAUCUGCUGGCUGCGCAGCCUGCUGGAGCAGUCGCCACCAGCGCCAGUGACACCAACAAGCCGAAGAGGAGGUUAACAAAGAAGGAGAUAGCGAUGCUGGGUGGGGGGGCGAUGGCGGCGCUGUGGGGCGGAGACCCCGCGGGUCUGACGCCGCAACUCUCGCUGGAGAUGAACCGACGUCUGCAGGCGCUGCUGGAGGACACACUGCUCAAGAACAUCACUCUCAAGGAGAACAUUGACACAUUGGGGGAGGAGAUAGCUAGAUUAAAAGCUGAGAAGCAGGCCGAACAUUGAUUGUAACUUCUGUACACAUGUUGUCUCUUUCCUAUCAAAGAAGUAUGAAAGGGAUACGUAAUAUAAAUGUCACUGCAGCCAAGUUUAAAAAAAAAGUGUUCAAUGACAUAACGUUGUAACAACAAGAAAAACACAU